Messenger RNA from Microtus oregoni (creeping vole), 2779 nucleotides. It is a transcript of the gene Znf251, whose product is annotated as zinc finger protein 251. Gene Ontology annotation, molecular function: RNA polymerase II transcription regulatory region sequence-specific DNA binding; DNA-binding transcription factor activity, RNA polymerase II-specific. The record is from RefSeq and is a predicted model, not a curated record. The transcript is spliced from 4 exons. NCBI's taxonomy places the organism in Eukaryota, Metazoa, Chordata, Mammalia, Rodentia, Cricetidae. The coding region runs from base 801 to 2684 and encodes 627 amino acids. Gene Ontology annotation, biological process: regulation of transcription by RNA polymerase II. Gene Ontology annotation, cellular component: nucleus.
UUUGCUUGCCCCUCAGCGCGGGCCGGGCCCGUUGUGGGUGGGUUGCUGGUCCAGAGCGCCCUGCCCGAGGUGAGGCUGCCGCGGUCCUGUCGCUUUGCAGGUGGGCACGGACAGCCGGCAGGCAGGUGUAAGGGCGUCGGUCGAGUCGUGGAAAGACCUCGCCGAGCCGAGGGACUCGGCGGGUCUCCAGCUGGCUGCCUUAGCUUCUGGCCAAGGGCGCUGAUGAUGCUGCGACACCUGGGAGGAGGGAUAGUGGAGGAGGCAGCGGUCCCAGCCAGACGGACCACCCAGCAACGGGAAGACCGGUGGGAGGGACAAGCCGCUGCGGGCAACGCGGCUUUGGGAGGCAUGGAUGUGAAGGACGAUGGCCUUUAGGUUUUGCCAAGAGCUGGUCCUCGCCGCCUGUUUCGUGUCCUCUCACACCCGCAACCCUGGGAGGCCUGUCGCGGUGAGGUCCAGAGCCUUUUCCAGGCUGGCCCUCUAAGGCUGAGGCGGUGCUAUGCGCCCAUCCUUGGUGUCGUGGUGCAUGGCUGGAGCUGCCAGCUUGCACCGUGCUUGGGGCAGUUCUCAGUUUGGAUAGCAGCACGGGACAGGUCACACGCUGGCUCUCACGGCUUCAGUACACCCCAGAAGGCCACUUCAGGAGCAAGGUCUGUCGUCUUCCUCUUGACCGUCUGUCCACUGCCCCAGCUGAAUGGGGCCGAGUUUGUCUGUUUUCUUUUCCCGAGUGUAAGUUGGAGAGGCCUCAGGCCGGGGCUGCCUCCUGCCUGCUACGGAUUCCAAGGUGGUUCACGGGCCAGAUGGCUGCCAAGUCCUGCUCGGGGGCUCCGGGAGAGAUGCCUCUGACCUUCCAGGAUGUGGCUGUGUACUUCUCCAGGGCAGAAGGGCAGCAGCUGGGCCCCCAGGAGCGGGCGCUCUACCGGGAUGUGAUGUUGGAGAACUAUGGGAACAUGGCCUCACUGGGAUUUCCAGUCCCUAAGCCAGAGCUGAUCUCCCAGCUGGAGCAAGAGGAGGAGCUGUGGGUCCUGGAUCUUCUGGGGCCUGAAGAAGCAGAAGUCUUAAGAAGUUGCCAGACAGAUUCUGAGAUUGAGACUGAGAAGGAGCUAUCCAUUUUAAACCAGAAAUGUUCUGAAGAAGUAAAAACACCAGAAUUAGUAUCACAGAAAUUCCCAAGGGCUAAUUCACACACACCUGAAUCCCAGGAAGCUUGCAACCAUAAAGGUCAGGAAGAAGAGAACCAAGGAAGUUCUCCUCGGAGUCUGAAGAGAGCUGCUAGAGAAGACUCUCCAGUGUGUAGGAAAGAACUUCCAGAAAAUGCCCAGACAUCUGCUUUUGAUAGACACUUGAGUCCAGGCCCAAGUGUUGUUACAAUUCAAAGAAGUAAAACAGGACAGAGAGUCUUUACAUGUGAUAUAUGCAAUAAAACAUUUAAAUAUAACUCAGACCUGAGUCGGCAUCGCAGAAGUCACACCGGGGAGAAGCCUUACGAAUGUGGCCCGUGUGGGCGGUCCUUUACCCACAGCUCCAAUCUCAUUCUGCACCAGCGAAUUCACACUGGGAACAAACCAUUCAAGUGUGACGACUGUGGGAAAACUUUUGGGCUCAAUUCCUAUCUCCGCCUGCACCAGAGAAUUCACACUGGAGAAAAGCCUUUCGGGUGUAACGAAUGUGGGAAGGCCUUCAGCAGAAGUUCCAGUCUUAUUCAGCAUCGUAUAAUCCACACCGGAGAGAAACCUUACAAGUGCAGUGACUGUGGGAAGGCCUUCAGCCAGAGUCCCCAGCUGACUCAGCACCAGAGGAUUCACACGGGAGAGAAGCCCCACGGCUGCAGCUGGUGUGGAAAGGCGUUCAGUCGAAAUGCAAGCCUCAUUCAGCACCAGAGGAUUCACACGGGAGAGAAGCCCCACAAGUGCGCCCAGUGUGGGAAAGCCUUCAGCCAGAGCUCCAGCCUCUUCCUUCACCACAGGGUUCACACCGGGGAGAAGCCCUACGUGUGCGGUGAGUGCGGGAGAGCCUUUGGCUUCAAUUCUCAUCUCACUGAGCACGUGCGGAUUCACACUGGGGAGAAGCCCUAUGUCUGCAGCGAGUGCGGCAAAGCCUUCAGCCGCAGUUCCACUCUGAUGCAGCACCGCAGAGUGCAUACCGGGGAGAAGCCCUAUCGGUGCACCGAGUGCGGGAAGGCCUUCAUCCAGAGCUCCCAGCUCACCCUCCACCAGCGUGUUCACACUGGAGAGAAGCCUUAUGAAUGUGGACUCUGCGGGAAGGCUUUCAGCCGGAGAUCAGCCCUCACUCAACAUCAGCGGACUCACAUGGGAGAGAGUCCACUGGAGUUUGAGUGUGACCAGGAUUUUGUUUAUGACUCCAGCCAUCUGUCCAUGGGAGAGAGACACGGCAGGGCCUUCAGCCACAGUGCAAAACUUGUUCUCCAGUGGACAAUUCGGAGUGAUGAAAAACCCCGGGGAUGCACUGAAUGUGGGAAAGCUCUCAGCGCUUCCUCAGUGGAAUAUCAGAAAAUUCAAGCUGCCGAGAAACCCUAUAAAUGCCAGGAAUGUGGUAAAGCUGGCAGCGGCGUGUCCCAUACUCAACAUCAUGUAACUGGGGUUGGAGAGAAACCACAAUUGAAUGACGGAUCUGAAAGAUACUUAAUUCAUAUCAAAAAGAUUUUUCAAGAAAGACAUUUUUAAUGUGAUGAAUGUGGGAAACAGUUUAGAAAGUUUGUUUUAUAUUAGGUAGGAAGGCAUAAUGAAAAUUAAACUCUCAUUAGCAGACUUGCCUCUUA